CACAAAUCAUUUUUUCUCCUCCUGUACUCCAUUUUUGGGAAAGAAAAAUGGAUACAACACAAUUAAGUAUAUUGUUCCUGGUUCUAUUUUGUUCUUCGUUUACUUUUGAUCAAUGUUUUGCCUCUAGGGAUCAUCCCUAUACCCGAAAUCAUCAUUCCCAUUCUCACUACAAUCAUCAUCACCAUGCUCCCUACAAGCAUCAUCACCCCACCCCAAGGCAUCACCAUCCGGCGCCGACGUCUGUUCAUCGUCAGGCCCCGGUGCAUCAUCAUGCUAUGCCCCCGACGGCUAGUCUCCGGAGUUCCGGAGCUAACACCACUGCUACUCUCACUGUUGAUUGGAAUUCCCGAACAAAAAUGCCCCCGAAUCUCUUUGGCAUUUUUUUCGAGGAGAUUAACCAUGCUGGUACGGGUGGAUUAUGGGCGGAGCUUGUUAGCAACCGAGGGUUCGAAGCCAAAGAUUCCAAAGGAAAUAAUGCAACAAUUGAUCCUUGGGGAACUGUUGGGGGCCAAUCGGACGUGAAAAUUUCUACGGAUCAUUCGUCUUUGUUUCCCCGAAAUAAAAUUGCAUUGAAAGUUGAGGUCCUCUGUGAGAGAUGUCCUGAUACUGGAGUUGGCGUUUUCAAUCCAGGAUACUGGGGCAUGAAUAUUGUGAAAGGAAAGCAUUACAAGGUGACACUAUAUGUUCGAGGCGAAGAGCAAGUGGAUAUGCUUGUAGCAUUGGCAGAGAAAGAAGGCUUCCACCAACUUGCUUCUCACCGUGUCCAGAUUGAAAAUGCUAAGGUAUGGCAAAAGGUAGAAUUCACCUUGAAGGCACACGAAACAGAUCACUAUGCGAGGUUGACCAUCACAUCCAAGAAAAAAGGUGUUUUCUGGCUUGAUCAAGUAUCGGUUAUGCCCGCGGACACACAUUUGGGACAUGGAUUCAGGAAUGAUAUAUUCAACAUGAUUCAAGAUUUGAGCCCUGGGUUUAUUAGAUUUCCAGGUGGAAAUUACGUUGAAGGGGAUCAAUUAAAUAACUGUCUUGAUUGGAAACAUACCCUUGGACCAUGGGAAAACAGACCUGGCCAUUACAAUGAUGCUUGGGGUUACUGGACUGAUGAUGGAAUGGGUCAUUUUGAAUAUUUCCAACUUGCAGAGGAUCUUGGUGCAUUGCCCAUCUGGGUUUUCAGUAUAGGUGUUAGUAUCAGUGGUUUGGAAGUUGAACCUAAGUUCCUUUAUCCAUAUAUUCAAGACGCUUUGGACGGUCUCGAAUUUGCUUUGGGUGAUAAACACACUACUUGGGGCUCCGUUAGAGCUGCAAUGGGUCACCCGGAACCAUUUGAUCUAAGAUAUGUUGCUCCCGGUAACGAAGAUUGUGGAAAGCCCCAAUAUGAUGCAAAUUAUCGGCUGUUCUUUUCGGCAAUUCGGGAAGCCUACCCCGAUAUCCAGAUAAUCACAAACUGUGAUGGUUCCUCUCAACAAUUAACCUUGCCUGCUGAUAUCUAUGAUUAUCAUACAUAUCCACAAGAUGCAGACGAAAUGUUCAACGAGCAUACUCACUUCGACAAAUCACCUCGCAAAGGCGCCAAGGCAUUUGUGAGUGAGUAUGCUGUGUGGGGAAAUGCCCCAGGCAAAGGCAAUGUUAAGGCUGCCCUUGCGGAAUCUGCGUUCCUCAUGGGUUUGGAAAAAAAUUGUGAUAUUGUUGAAUUCGCGAGCUAUGCUCCUUUGCUCGUCAAUGACCAUGAUAGGGCGUGGAACCCAGAUGCAAUUGUUUUCGACGCAUCUCAGGUUUAUGGAACUCCAAGUUAUUGGAUGCAAACCUUUUUCAAAGCAUCAAACAACGCUACUUAUCUCAAAUCAACUUUAAGCUCCGCGCCCUCACAACAAUUACUUGCCACUGCUAUUUUAUGGCGUGAUCCCAGCAAGAACAAUGAGCUUUUUUUGAGAAUUAAGGUGGUGAAUUUUGGGAGAUGCACUAUAAAGCUCAAAAUCAUUAUUAAUAAAGUUGGCCCAUCGUCACUUCGCUUACCAAGUUCACAUGUCACAGUGAUGGGCUCGGAUGAUCCACUUGAUGAAAAUUCGUUUGCCAGCCCUAAUAAGGUAAAGCCAUUCGAGUAUCCAUGGAACAAUGGAGGGGACAUGGAAAUUAAAGUCUAUCCUCACACUUUGACUGCAUUGGAUAUUGCACAAGAUCAUACGGGAGAGGGAGCUUAAUUUGAUUUGUCGGAAUUUAAAUUCCCUUCCGCCAAUAAAGAAUGGCUUUUUGUCUUUUGUACUUUGCUCAAGUACAAAAUUAGGGUUGUAGUUCUUGGGUGGCGCCAAAUUUGUAUCCUAUCAUUCUUGGGAAAAAAAUGAAAUAAAAUAGUUGUGCACUGUUAUGAGAUUUUUAGAAAAUCUUUGUAUGACGAUUUCUUUUCAUUGGGUAAGUUUCAAGCACUGCCCUUUGUAAUUUUAUUUUUUAAAUUAAUAAAAUCGAGGAAUAUUUGCCAC
Oldenlandia corymbosa var. corymbosa is the source of this 2471-nucleotide messenger RNA. The record is from the annotation of a GenBank genome assembly. NCBI's taxonomy places the organism in Eukaryota, Viridiplantae, Streptophyta, Magnoliopsida, Gentianales, Rubiaceae.